Molecule: messenger RNA, 1050 nt
Organism: Phodopus roborovskii (desert hamster)
Lineage: Eukaryota; Metazoa; Chordata; Mammalia; Rodentia; Cricetidae
Gene: Slc25a10
Product: solute carrier family 25 member 10
Exons: 11
Coding region: 137-997 (286 amino acids)
Biological process (GO): mitochondrial transport; thiosulfate transport; succinate transmembrane transport
Cellular component (GO): mitochondrial membrane
Molecular function (GO): sulfate transmembrane transporter activity; antiporter activity; succinate transmembrane transporter activity
Source: RefSeq, a predicted model, not a curated record
CCGCCCCUGAGGCCGCGCGGGCGCAUUGGCUGCACCAGGCGCGGGCGCUCUGUAGCACUUUGAACCGGGUGUCAGGCGGCUGGAACCGUAGUUGUGGUGCUGACCCGAGCCGGGCCAGGUCGCUGCUGCUCUGGCCAUGGCCGAAGCACGCACAUCCCGCUGGUACUUUGGAGGACUGGCUUCCUGCGGAGCCGCCUGCUGCACGCACCCGCUAGACCUGCUCAAGGUGCAUCUCCAGACCCAGCAGGAGGUGAAGCUGCGCAUGACCGGGAUGGCUCUGCAGGUGGUGCGCACGGACGGCUUCCUGGCACUCUACAAUGGCCUGAGUGCCUCACUGUGUAGGCAGAUGACCUACUCCCUGACUCGGUUCGCUAUCUACGAGACCAUGCGGGACUACAUGACCAAGGACAGCCAGGGGCCUCUCCCCUUCUACAACAAGGUGUUGCUGGGCGGCAUCAGUGGUCUAACUGGAGGCUUCGUGGGGACCCCAGCAGAUUUGGUCAAUGUCAGGAUGCAGAAUGACAUGAAGCUGCCCCCGAGCCAGCGACGCAACUACUCUCAUGCCCUGGAUGGUCUGUACCGCGUGGCCCGUGAAGAAGGCCUCAAGAAGCUCUUCUCAGGGGCGACCAUGGCGUCCAGCCGCGGGGCUCUCGUCACUGUGGGCCAGCUGUCCUGCUACGACCAGGCCAAGCAGCUGGUCCUCAGCACUGGGUACCUGUCUGACAACAUUUUCACUCACUUUGUCUCCAGCUUCAUUGCAGGCGGGUGUGCCACGUUCCUGUGCCAGCCCUUGGAUGUGCUAAAGACCCGCUUGAUGAACUCUAAGGGCGAAUAUCAGGGAGUUUUCCACUGUGCGAUGGAGACCGCCAAGCUUGGACCACAGGCCUUUUACAAGGGCCUCUUUCCUGCUGGCAUCCGUCUCAUCCCCCACACCGUGCUCACCUUCAUGUUCCUGGAGCAGCUCCGGAAGCACUUUGGCAUCAGCGUGCCAACCUGACCCCACCAGGGGCACCUGGGCCAAGCUCGGUCACAGUGCUGAGCUCCCUGGGA